CAGGGACUGGUAGGUGAGAGGAGCGGAGAGGAGAGAUGUGGAUGAAAAGAAACAGAGAGAAAGUGGAUUAUGACAAAAAGAGGAAGGAGAAAUAUUGGAUGGGUAGAGCUCCACAACCUCCAUUGUUCUUUGACGUGGAGGUGGAUAAUGGUGUGGAGCUUUUGUUGUCUGAAAACGUGGAGGUGGAUAAUGGUGUGGAGCUUUUGUUGUCUGAAAACGUGGAGGUGGAUAAUGGUGUGGAGCUUUUGUUGUCUGAAAACGUGGAGGUGGAUAAUGGUGUGGAGCUUUUGUUGUCUGAAAACGUGGAGGUGGAUAAUGGUGUGGAGCUUUUGUUGUCUGACAAUGUGGAGGUGGAUAAUGGUGUGGAGCUUUUGUUGUCUGAAAACGUGGAGGUGGAUAAUGGUGUGGAGCUUUUGUUGUCUGAAAACGUGGAGGUGGAUAAUGGUGUGGAGCUUUUGUUGUCUGAAAACGUGGAGGUGGAUAAUGGUGUGGAGCUUUUGUUGUCUGAAAACGUGGAGGUGGAUAAUGGUGUGGAGCUUUUGUUGUCUGAAAACAUGGAGGUGGAGCUUUUGUUGUCUGAAAACGUGGAGGUGGAUAAUGGUGUGGAGCUUUUGUUGUCUGAAAACGUGGAGGUGGAUAAUGGUGUGGAGCUUUUGUUGUAAAGCUGGCGUCACACUGGACCGAAAUCUGGCGAGCACGAGCCCUUGCUGGCAGCUUUUGGUCAGGAGCAGGUCACUGUUGUUGUCACACUGAGGAGCGACGAGCAACAUUGUAAACAAAGCCUCAGCCAUGGCACCUACUACAUCCACACUUUGCAUUACGGCUAAGUCUGCAGCUGUGACGGCAUUACUUGCUGUUAUUCAACGAGCGCAGAAGAAGAAUAAAAAGACGAGUCUGGGUUCGGUCGUGCCUAAGGAGAAGGGAGACCCAUGGUGAUCUGCAUCCAUCUAACUUUCUUCAGCGAAACUUACAAAAGUGUGGAUGGCUGUGUCCCAUAACUCGGGUUGGUCCCUGACUCUAGAUAUUAAAGAGUACACAAUACGGGAGGACCAAUGAACUCUAGAACUAGGAGCGAAGGUGGCCAUGGCGAGUGUUUAUUUCAGCUGGGCGGUCUUGGUCUUGGUCAGGGAUCCAGAAAUCAAAAUAAAAACCAACACUAGUUUUCACAAUAUUAUAAAAUAUUACAAACACCGUCAAACACAAAACGAGUAUGUGAAUAAGUUCUUUAAUAUCACGAGUUUACGGUCCACUACACAAGGCAAUAUAUAGUAUUCACAUAUCGGUGCACUAAACUCAUUUGACUGCCUGCUCGCGGCUCACCAAGCUGCUCUCUGUCCAAACGGCGAGCUAAACGCAGGAGCAAAAGCUCGUGAGGCAGCCAUCCCACGAGCAAAAGCUGCCAGCAAAAGCUCGUCCUUGCCAGAUUUGGUCCAGUGUGACGCCGGCUUAAUGUGGAUUUUAUUCUCACUGCGGAGGCGGAGGCGGAUAUCCGAUACAUCACUAGUGUGCUCUGGGUAUGGUUAGGGUUUCGAACAAUUACCCAGAGCCCCCAAAACACUUCUAUCGGCAUCAAUUUCAAUUUCACUCGGCUCUUUUGGUGACAACAUGGCGGCUGUGAUGAAGGUCGCCACACUCCCCUGCUCCUUGGCUCUGGUCACGUUUGUUGUGUUGAUCUGUAAUGCAAGGGAGGAGUGCUGACAGGCAAUGCUUAACCCGGUAUCAGCGGGGAUCAUGUUUCUUAAUGGUCCCUCUGAGCGAGAAAAAUGAGAAAAAAUCAUCACUCACACAAGCCAUUUCGUAAUAUAUAUCAAAGCAUUUGUGAUCAGUUUAUACAUCAUCUAUUUUGGGGGGUUUAUAUCAUGGUACAAAUUUGGCCCGUUGCUGCUACACGGUAAAGCCACAAAUUUAGCCCGUCGCUGCUACCGGGUUAAUAUCACUUUUUUUUAUAACCAAGGAGACAGCUCAAGGGCACAAAAAAAAAGGAAAACAAUAAAAAAAGCCUGCUACUCGCUGCUCCUAAAAAGAAUCCAAAGAGGUGGCUGAAAGAGGGGUCAAUUUUGGGAGGUGUCCUGAUACCCUCCUCU
This is a messenger RNA of Eriocheir sinensis (Chinese mitten crab), 2084 nucleotides long. RefSeq lists its product as uncharacterized. The coding region runs from base 36 to 662 and encodes 208 amino acids. The record is from RefSeq and is a predicted model, not a curated record. The transcript has 6 exons. Lineage: Eukaryota; Metazoa; Arthropoda; Malacostraca; Decapoda; Varunidae.